UGUAGACGACUGUAGAGUGGAGAUACACAGGAAACACGUGAUCUUUAAGAACGUAAAGUGGAGCCCCACUCUCCAAGCGUCUGCAUCUGGACCCUCUUGCACGAGUGGGUGCUGUGGCUUUUGCACGCUUCCUAUUACCUGCGACUGCCAGGUGCGAUAAGCGCGCACUGGGACAAGCUUGCGUUCUGUGACUGCUUAGUGGCGCCUGCUUCAUAUAAGUGUGCGAUAUUCAGCGAUGGAAGACGGUUGCAGUUUGCGAGGGAUGACGGCUGAUGUCCUGCUCAGGGCUCGCCCAUACUCCAGCGAGAGGGAUGCCAGAGUCCGGGCGUUGCAAAUGGCCAUCCGGGAGUGGCUAAGACCGCACGACCGGCAGCUGCUCUGCCUACAGUCCCUGCUCCUGUGGGAACGGCCUCUACAAAGCGUCUUACUUUUUUCUGUGGUAAACGUUGUGUUCUGGCUCCUUGCCUUGAGCUCCCUGCAGCUGCUGUUCCUUAUGUGUUCUGGCCUGGUCCUGGUCGUGUGCCUUGACUCCUGGAGGAGCUGGGCUCGGCGUCAGGUGAUAUCCGAGCCACCUUGUGAAAAUGACAGGAGCUUGGUCCAUUCAGGAAUCCUCAGUGUUUUACAGCUGAGUCACUACGUGGCUGAAAUGUGGGUCCACCUGUCAUCGCUUAUGGGUGACCUCGUGUUGCUCAGACAAAACAGUCCCGGCAAGCUUUGCCUCAUGGCUUGUGGUUUCCUCACCUUCCUGGCAAUCUUGGGCUGCUACAUUCCAGGGCUUCUCCUUUCCUACUCUGCUGUGCUGGCUCUGCUGCUGUCCCCUUUGGCAUUGCAGCACGGGGUGUGGUGCUGGCUGUAUUUGUGGCUGGAGCCUACCCUGCGCUGGCUGGACCUCAUGCAGCCCCCAGGGCUAAUAUGUGAGCAGAAAGAGAAUCAGUCUCUCCUCAGGCCUGGCAGGCACAGUGCCACCAAGAGCAAUGAGGAGGAACUGGCUGGAUUUUGCCCAAAGCAGGACAAUUACACAUCAGCUAGCAAUAUAGCAGCAGUAGAAGACUCUGAGCCCAGGGAUGGAAAAAUGUGCUAUGGCGGAAGCUGGAUGUUUGGUGCGUCGCCUGGAUACACCGCGCUUGUGAAAGGCUCAGAAGACCUGAAAAAGCUCAGAGACUCCGAAGAUACAUUUGCCUGUGGCCUUGGUGAUUUCCCCUCAUUCUGUGUAAGCGACACACUCAUGGAUGACAACAAUGACUCAUCCUCUGACCCGUGGGAUGCCGAUGUCCAUUGGGAUGAUGCUAAGCUGUCAUCCCGCGACUGUGAGAUGGUGGACUUUGAGAUGUAUCAGUCAGAGGUGGACCCCUUGGCAAGCCUAUGGUGAGGAAUCUCAAGACUAUUCAGCAUUAUUUCAUGUUUAUAAGAUCAGUUUCACUUUCCACUCUUUUUUUACUUUCUGUAACAUUGUUUGAUUACUGAGUAUUGAGAGGAAGCUGCCAUAUGCAGUAACUCCAGUGUUGGCCAGUCUGUUGGACAAAGGGGUCCAUCCAGUCUGUAGUGUCCAUUGCUGACACAUCUCUAGGUUUGUCCUAUGUGUACUCUUCCCAAUGUAUAACUAAAUUACUACAUUUUAGACCCUUGUAUAUACUGACCACAACUGACUGGAAAGUUGUGCUAAACAUAAUCCAAAACUUGAUUUGUGUGCAACCUGUUUUAAUAUGGGAAUUUGUUGAUGUGGAGUACAGUUUCUUUUCUCAUAUUUCCUUGUUUAGAAAUGUAUAAACAGGGAUAGAUGUAACUUAUGCAAGUACACAUUCAUGGUAUAAACAUUAAAAUGUGCAGUAAUUUCAUGUCAUAUCGGCAUGACUGCACAUAGAACAAGCAGACAUACUAUUACGACAAAUUACUGCACUUUUUGCACUUAUUUAAAGUUGUAUUAAGGCAGAUUCUAAAGCAACCUUGUGAAAUAUAAAACCUUUAUACAACAAAUGCGUAUUGCAUAUCAGUUAUGUCAAUCCCUACCUAUGAAUGUCUGGAUAAUGGGUUUGAUUUGUUUGUAUCAGGCAGUUCCAGUGUUCUAUACUGCUACAGUGUACUGUAUAUAAUCUGUUUAUAUGUGCAGUUCUGAUUUUAAAAAAUUUCACGCUAAAUAAAUGUAAAUCUUAAAUCUUA
Molecule: messenger RNA, 2157 nt
Organism: Brienomyrus brachyistius
Lineage: Eukaryota; Metazoa; Chordata; Actinopteri; Osteoglossiformes; Mormyridae
Product: reticulophagy regulator 3-like
Exons: 9
Coding region: 236-1369 (377 amino acids)
Biological process (GO): reticulophagy
Source: RefSeq, a predicted model, not a curated record